AUGCUGAAUAAACUUAGUAAACUUAAGAAGAGCAACAGAUAGAUUUAAGUUAAUGUGGCAAAUAAUCUUACGAAGAAGCUGGUGAAAUUGAAUAAGAAUAUCAACAGAGAAGAUAAUCAUAGGCGCUUAGUCAAGUAAGCAAUUACAGGAAGUAACAUGAUAUUUAAAUAUUAAGAGAGAAAUCCAAAAAGAUUUGGUUAAAAAACUGGCCUAGUAUUUUAUAUUAUAUAUCUAAAAUAAAAAAUAUUGCUAAAUUAACAAAGAGACUGUUUAGACACGAGCUUUUAACUGCCUAAUAAUUAAAAUUGA
Molecule: messenger RNA, 309 nt
Organism: Tetrahymena thermophila SB210
Lineage: Eukaryota; Ciliophora; Oligohymenophorea; Hymenostomatida; Tetrahymenidae
Exons: 3
Source: RefSeq, a predicted model, not a curated record